AUGAAAGUCUGGGACGAUUACACCAUAAAAGAUGCCAUCGUUGUUGUAAGAAAAGCCAUGAAAGCCAUCAAGCCUGAAACAAUAAACAAAUUCCUCAUAAUUGGAGAAACUGCAUAUCAGCCUAUUAUCACAGUGUUAGUAAUAUGUAUAAUACCUACAGUGUUUGUAUCAUAUAAGACUAUUGAUGUAAGUACUGACAGACAAUUCAUCUUUGUUGCAUCUUUUCCCAUUUUUUUCUCUUUCAUUCUACCAGAAUGUGGUAAAAGACCAAUUUUUGAUGGAAGAACUCAGUAUUCCAGAAUCAUAGGGGGGAUGGAGGCUGAGGUGGGUGAGUUCCCAUGGCAGGUGAGUAUUCAGGCAAGAAAUGAACAUUUCUGUGGCGGCUCAAUCAUCAACAAGUGGUGGAUUGUCACUGCUCUUCACUGUGUAGUUUUUGAAGAGCUACUUCCAACGGACUUGAGUGUUGUGCUGGGAAGCAAUGACUUAAGAAGCUCAGCUGUGGAGAUAAAGGGUGUUACUAGCAUAGUUCUUCACAAGGACUUUCAAAGACACAACAUGGACAAUGAUAUCGCCUUGCUGCUGUUGGACUCACCCAUCACAUUCAACGGACUGACAGAGCCCAUCUGCAUGCCCAGAAAGCCCAGCCCCUCCGUGUGGCACAACUGCUGGGUGGCAGGAUGGGGUCAGACCAGCAGUGAUGACAAAAACUCUAUGAAAACUGAUCUGAUGAAAGUGCCAAUGAUCAUCAUGGAUUGGGAGAAAUGUUCAAAGGCAUUUCCAAAACUUACCAAGAAUAUGCUGUGUGCUGGAUAUGAGAAUGAGAGUUUUGAUGCUUGCCAGGGUGACAGUGGAGGGCCUCUGGUCUGCACCACAGAAUCUGACAAGACCUGGUACCAGGUGGGCAUCAUCAGCUGGGGCAAGAGCUGUGGACAGAAGAACAUGCCAGGAAUAUACACCUUGUUAGAAAAUUAUAGCCUCUGGAUUAAGAAUGUGACUGAGGUAGAGGGAAGGCCCUUUAAUGCUGAGGAAAUGAGAGCUCCUCCCAAUAGGAAACAAGUGAGGUCCCAUGCUGCAGAAUUUCCAGAGCCAGGAAGCCCCAGAUUCUGGAUACUGAUUUCGCUUCUGUCCGUCAUGCUAUUCAGGGCCAUUUUCUCCUGAUAAUAAAGCAGAUGCUAUUUCUUAACCAAUGAAGGUGUGUGAAAAUGUACUUCCAGCAGAGAGACUGGCUACAAAUUAGAUCUAAGGGCCAGGAACUGAAGGUGACAAUAGAUAGUAGGACCAGAAAGGCAGGCUGGAGCCCUGGCUUGGGGAUUAGGCUUUGGGUCCCUCCAUUAGUCAGGACUCUUUCCAUUGCAAGUGAGUUAUCGAUCUCAAACCAUCUAAAGCCCAAACCAGUUAUUUAUAGAUGUAGAUGUACGUAACAGAAAGACACUAGGAGUGGUAUUUGGCUUCGGGCAUGGCUGAAUCUAGGGGCUCAACAAAUGUUAACAGGGACUAUUUUUUUAUAGCUAUCACCCUCAAAAAGGGCUUCCAAGUGGUGGCCAUAAUGACUACCAGUACCUCCAGUUUGCAUCCUACCAGUUUAAUAGCCUUGGUAAAAAGAGAGAGCCUUCUUCUUGGUAAUUCCAGCAAAAGUCUGUGGUCUAAUUCUCAUGACUCGUAAGCUCACAGCCCAUUGCUGCUCCAAUCACUGUGGCAUUCUUCUAGGUGAGGUUCGAAUUACAAGUCCACUCCAGGAGCCAGCAAAGGGCCAGCCAUUUAAAACUAUGUAUACUGAUAGUGGGUGCAGGUAGUGCCCCACACGGAAAUAAAAGUGCUGUGAACAGGAAAAGGGGACUGUGUACUGAAGAUGUCCUUUGAUGGUGGACAUUCUGGUUGGCUGGCUUCCAAGGUAGCCAAAUCCCAGGCUCCCAGGAACUUCUGAAGAAAGUAUGUCCAGAAAUUGCUGCUUCAGGACCACAGGGGGAGCAAGGGUAGAGUGGGGGAAAAGAGACCUAGGAAAUAUUUUG
Molecule: messenger RNA, 2009 nt
Organism: Mirounga angustirostris (Northern elephant seal)
Lineage: Eukaryota; Metazoa; Chordata; Mammalia; Carnivora; Phocidae
Gene: PRSS55
Product: serine protease 55
Exons: 6
Coding region: 1-1158 (385 amino acids)
Biological process (GO): proteolysis
Molecular function (GO): serine-type endopeptidase activity
Source: RefSeq, a predicted model, not a curated record